AAAAAAAAAACAUUCAACCGGUUCUCCUCCCCUUUUUUUCCCUUCUAAAGCAAAAUCACAUGAUGUGUAUUUUGUCAUAUGACGCCAAUGAGACGACUACUCCCACCUCAAUCGAGCUUCACUAGGGGAAAAAAAACAGAUGUCAGUGAUUUGUUAGGGGGCAGAUGAUGCUUUAGAUGAACUUUGAAGAGGAGAAGAGUUGUGGACCAUCAAGAGGGGGAGGAUGGACCGCUGGGCACCUCUGCCCCUGAUCUCCGCCUUUUGCUUCAUUGGCAUGGUGAUGAGUCAGACCACACCCACUCCUGCUGUCCUCACCGCCAUUCCAGUGGAGAACGCAACUGUUCUGACGCCAACUUCUGCUCCUGUCAGCAGCACUACCCCCAGCUGCUCUGCGUUCAACAUUUCCAACUGUGAGCCCUGUGCACCCGGAUGGCAGUACGACAAUGGCACCCUGCUCUGCGCGUGCUGCUCGGAGCCUGGGUCGUGUCUAUUUCCUGGAGCUUGUCUGCCAUGCACCGUUGGCUUUUACCAGCCACUGGCUGGACAACAGCAGUGCCUGCCCUGUGGACGAGGCUUCUACACAAAUUUUACUGGGAGCCCAUUGUGUCAGCCGUGCCCCCCUGGUUCCUUCAACAACAACACUGGUGCAGACAGCUGUGCAAGUUGCUCUCCAGGUUUCUUCUCCUCCCUGCACAGUUCCACAUCGUGUGCGCCGUGUUCACGAGGGAGUUUUUGCAACUCCUCUGGUUGCUCCCAAUGCCAGACGUGUCCCGGGGGGUCAGAGGCACUGCAGUCUGCAGCAAAAGAUUGCACUCCGUGUCGACCAGGCAUGCAUAAGGCUCCUCAUCAGACAAUGUGUCAGAUCUGCAGUAGUGGCUCCUUCCAGAUCAACUGGGGCCAAGAGAGCUGCGAUAUCUGCCCAGAAAACCACUACUGUCCAAGUCCAGACGUGAACCCCAUUCAUUGUCCCAGCGAUGCCUUCUGUCCAGAGGGCAGCGCAGCUCCAGGCUACUGCAUGGAGACUUUCUUUCGCAAAGCGGGAGACACCUGUGAACUGGCUCCAGUCACCAUUGCUUUAUUAGUAAUCGUGGGAGGGGUGGCUCUACUCUUCAUUAUUGUAAUGGUCGCACGCAAAAUGAGAGACACCGAUGGGGAGCUGAGUGUGUCCCGUGCCCCGCUGUUACGCAAAGAGAGGCCUCAAGGUCGCUAUUAUGGAAUUCCCUGUGAUGCAGAGCCUGUGUAUGCUGGCUGGUGAACCAAAAGGAGAAACCAAAAGUGGACAUACUGAAGUUACUGAAACACGUGUUGGCACUCGUGUGAGGCAUUCUAGUUUGAUACAUUCACAGUUGUCGAACACUGUCCUUUUGUGAGUGAGAUUAUUGGAUUAGGAGCGUCAUGCUGCAAAAGCAGAUGCAUGCCCUGACUUGGUGGGAACAUUUCUUAGUUU
Hippocampus comes (tiger tail seahorse) is the source of this 1447-nucleotide messenger RNA. Its product is annotated as tumor necrosis factor receptor superfamily member 9. Bases 224 to 1255 code for a protein of 343 amino acids. NCBI's taxonomy places the organism in Eukaryota, Metazoa, Chordata, Actinopteri, Syngnathiformes, Syngnathidae. The transcript is spliced from 9 exons. The record is from RefSeq and is a predicted model, not a curated record.